Molecule: messenger RNA, 546 nt
Organism: Belonocnema kinseyi
Lineage: Eukaryota; Metazoa; Arthropoda; Insecta; Hymenoptera; Cynipidae
Product: trypsin-like
Exons: 3
Coding region: 1-546 (181 amino acids)
Biological process (GO): proteolysis
Molecular function (GO): serine-type endopeptidase activity
Source: RefSeq, a predicted model, not a curated record
AUGAAACAACUUCCAUUGAACCUUUUAAUUCUCUGUGCCGUGAUAUCACAAGUGAUGAGUGUUUUAUCAGAAAAAUUGUCAUCGAAUCUCCAUGUUCGAAAAAAGCGUCUUAUUAAUACAACACCACUCCACAUAGUAUCAAUUGACAAGAAAUAUUUACACUAUGAUCAUUCUAAUUAUCAACACGAUCUUGCUCUGCUUUAUGUUAUUCCUCCAAUCGAUUUGGUUCGUAGAUUUAAUCGAAAAAUAGAUUUUUAUGGUGGUCCUCUACACCCAAAUACUCCUGUCACUCUUAGUGGCUGGGGAUGCACCAACAUAGAGGGUCCCUACAUUUUUCACAACGCCCAUAAAAGAGUGAACCCGAAUAAUGAUGAGAAUUUAUGUAUUUCUGAUAAAUUGAAAAAGCAAGGAAAUUGCUAUAGUGAUACUAGAGGUCCAGUCGUUAUUGAUGGGAAAUUGGCUGGCAUAUUGUCUUGGCCACCAAGAGCAAAUAAACCUCUUCCUGAAAUUGCUAUUAAUUUAGCUCAUGCUGCAUAUCGAGAAUAA